UUUUACAGAGUUUUUGGAUCCAUUCCAGAGAAUUAUUCAGCCAGAAGAGAUCUGGCUGUAUAAAAAUCCUUUGGUAGAAUCUGACAACAUACCUACACGCCUCAUGUUUGCUAUUUCGUUCCUGACACCCCUGGCUGUCAUUUUUGUGGUGAAAAUAAUCCGGCGCACAGACAAGACUGAAAUUAAAGAAGCUUUGCUAGCUGUUUCCUUGGCUCUUGCUUUAAAUGGACUCUGCACGAACACUAUUAAAUUAAUAGUGGGGAGACCUCGUCCCGAUUUCUUUUACCGCUGCUUUCCGGAUGGAAUAAUGAACUCUGAAAUGCACUGUACUGGUGAUCCAGAUGUUGUGUCAGAAGGGAGGAAAAGUUUUCCUAGCAUCCACUCCUCCU
This is a messenger RNA of Python bivittatus (Burmese python), 389 nucleotides long. The record is from RefSeq and is a predicted model, not a curated record. NCBI's taxonomy places the organism in Eukaryota, Metazoa, Chordata, Lepidosauria, Squamata, Pythonidae.